Closterium sp. NIES-65 is the source of this 1200-nucleotide messenger RNA. The record is from the annotation of a GenBank genome assembly. Lineage: Eukaryota; Viridiplantae; Streptophyta; Zygnematophyceae; Desmidiales; Closteriaceae.
AUGGCUGUACUUCCCUUUCCUUCUCCCCACGCCUCACUAUAUCUCUCUGCUGUCCUGCCUGCCGUUCCCCUCUCUCCCGCCCGCCAUCUUGUCCUCCUUCGCCGGCACGCCUCUCGUCAUGUUGCCGAUAACGCUCUGGCGAACGUGCCCCACCGCUUUGCCUUAUAUCCCUGCUCCGCUGCCGCGGUGGCGAGCGAUGUCUGCCCCCGUGACUCUCCUCAAGCUGCUGCCGCCAAUCCGGCGAGCGCGCCUCGCCUCUCCACCCUCCUCCAGGAUACCGUUGCGCGUCAGGCGAGCGCUGGACAUCUCUGCUCCUCCCAUCAUGAUAGCGCUGCAGAUCUGGUGAGUGUGAGCCCCUCUCGCUCCUCCCGCCGUGAUACCUCCGCGGAUCUGGUGAACGCGUGCUGUCUCCGCGCUCCUCCCCACGACGCUGCCGUGGAUCUGGCAAGUGGUGACCACUUCCGCGCAUUUCGUCGUGCCACUGCCGCACAUCAGUCGAGCGGUAGCCGCCGUCGCGCCUGUCCUCACGCUGCUGCCGCGAAUCUGGCGAGCGGUUGCCGCCGUCACGUCUGUCCUCGCGCUGCCGCCGCGGAUCUGGCGAGCGGUAGCCGCCGCCGCGCCUCUCGUCACGCCGCAGCCGCGGAUCUGGCGAGCGAUGGUCGCCGCCGCGCCUCUCGUCACGCUGCAGCCGCGGAUCUGGCGAGCGAUGGUCGCCGCCACGCCUCUCGUCACGCUGCCGCCGCGGAUCUGGCGAGCGAUGGUCGCCGCCGCGCCUCUCGUCACGCUGCAGCCGCGGAUCUGGCGAGCGAUGCCCGCCGUCGCGCCUCUUGUCUUGCUGCAGCCGCGGAUCUGACGCAUGCCUCUCGCCACCAUGAUUCUGGUCGUGGUGCUGAUGGGGGUCGGCGAGCGCGAUCCACGGCUACGCCUCCUGUCGUCGUUGCCUUCUUCACCACGCGUCUGGUUCCGCGCACCAUCCUUCCCGCCUAUUUCUGCCGCGCCUGGCGCAGCCUCCUCGCUCGCCAGCAUCGGACUGGCUUCCUUGACUUCGGCGUGCAUAUCGCGCUGCUCGCCCGCGCCUUCCUCAUGGGCCUCGUCAUCGCCCUUCGCUUCACUCUCGAGAUCCAUUUCCUGCGGCUUCUCCGCCAUAUCGACCUCGCCCUCCCCAUCCACAUCGAGAUCUCCUUGCCGACCAGAGAAUAG